Molecule: messenger RNA, 267 nt
Organism: Phycomyces blakesleeanus NRRL 1555(-)
Lineage: Eukaryota; Fungi; Mucoromycota; Mucoromycetes; Mucorales; Phycomycetaceae
Exons: 3
Coding region: 1-267 (88 amino acids)
Source: RefSeq, a predicted model, not a curated record
AUGACUACUCCUUAUUAUGGUACCAAGAACCCCAAUGAGUCAGUUAAAGAGACUGAGGAAAUAAUAUUUCGAGUUGUUGACGAUCUACAGAUUCCAUCCGAUGACAUUGAAAAGAGUCUAGAAAAAGAUACAGUGGUGAAUGUACCACGGCUACAAGAAUCAAGGAUCCAAUGGAAGAUACGAACUGGAAUCACAAUAUUUCUUAUUUUGACUCUUGUGAUUGGUGCAAUUAUAGUGAGUGAGCUGAUUCAUACAAACGAAAAUUGA